Messenger RNA from Styela clava, 1574 nucleotides. RefSeq lists its product as uncharacterized. The record is from RefSeq and is a predicted model, not a curated record. Lineage: Eukaryota; Metazoa; Chordata; Ascidiacea; Stolidobranchia; Styelidae.
AUUUACGCAAUGUAAUUAGUCGAAGUUGCAUCACAUUAAUGCGGCAUCAAGAAUGACAAACUUACUAACGGUUUCUUUUAUUAUCCAAGCAACAACACUUCCCGUAAUUGUCGCUGAUAUUUCUUGCUCUAAUUACCCUACAAUUCCGGAAAAUGGACAUAUAUUUUGCACUAAUGGAACGUCGGUUGGUUCAGAAUGUAUUUUUACAUGCGAGCCUUAUUUCUCUUUGGUAGGACCAAGAAAAAUUGAAUGCGCUCAAAAUUUUUCAGGAACAAAUUGGACCAACUCAACUACCUCGAUUUGCAUAGCCGAUCGCUGCAAACCAAUCAAUGAAACAGUUCCGAACAGAUAUGUUACUUGUACAAGAGAAAACCAAGUGACGUCAGUAUGUCAUUUUAAAUGUCUGCAACAGAAUUAUGCAUUGCAUCCAACGGGGAGCAAGACUAUCAAAUGUAUGAGAAAUAAAGAAUGGAAUGGAGAAAUACCUUGUUGUGCACCUCCCUGUCCUCCUCACAAUGUGAUCGAUGCGUAUGUUUUGCUGGAUUCAUCCGAUUCUGUCGGAGCAAAAGACUGGAUUUUACAGAAAAAGCUUGUCAAGCACAUUUUGGGGCAUUUUUCCUUAUCACCAGAUUCUACAAAAAUUUCUAUGAUGCGUUACAACAGUAUAGUUGACAAGAAAAAUCUGAUUUAUUUGAAUGAUUAUCUAGAAGACAGACAUUCGGAAUUUUGGCAUGCUGUUGAUUUACUACCAUAUGACGGCACGGGUUCAAAUAUUGGCCAAGCAAUUAGGUAUCUCAUUAGCAACAUGAUGUUGCCUGAAGUAGGAAAUCGCCUGAACGUACAAGAUUUAAUUAUCAUUUUUACAUCUGGGAAAUCGGAAGAUAAUUAUCUGAACGCCAUAGCAGCUCUUCAAGCAACCGGAGCCACAGUCUUGAUCAUCGUUGUUUCAAAAUCUAAUUUGUCGAACUUGGAUCUACUACGCCUUUUUCAUCUAUCUAGAAAUACAGCUUUACAAUUGGUGUUUAAAGAAAGUUAUGAAGAAUGUUUAGAUGUAUUAACUGAAGACAAGAUUAACCUUAACCUUUUUUGCUUUAGUUCUUGUUUAGAAAAAAUAGAACUAUAAAAAACGAAGUUUAAGUGAAAUGGUAACAUCAUUAAAUCGAAUAUAGAUCAGAUAUACCCAAACACUUAUAUUUAUAAAACUGAAUGUUGUUAUCUCAGUUACUAUGUGGGUAUAUAAUGAAUAUUGCAAUGUAUUCGUUUUCAACCAAAAAAAGAAAAGUGAAAUAUUUUUAAAAUCAUUGUUUAUUCUUUACGUCACCAACAGAACAAAAAUAGUUGGCAUUUUAAGUUUACUUUGUCUGAUUUGCCGGUCUCUUAAAAAAAAAUCAUUUGUAGUUAUACAGAGUAGAAUAAUCAUCCUCGACUGAAUGUACAAUUAUGAACUUUUUCCAUGGAAGACAUUCUACGCUUUGUAAAUGGGAAAAAGAUGAAAACGCAACAAAUUUCAGACCAUAUUUUCUUAAAAAAACAUAUAUUAUCUUAAAAGUAAUCCGAGGUUGAAUCUAACAUAU